Molecule: messenger RNA, 1665 nt
Organism: Danio aesculapii
Lineage: Eukaryota; Metazoa; Chordata; Actinopteri; Cypriniformes; Danionidae
Exons: 3
Coding region: 116-1093 (325 amino acids)
Biological process (GO): regulation of transcription by RNA polymerase II
Cellular component (GO): nucleus
Molecular function (GO): DNA-binding transcription factor activity, RNA polymerase II-specific; RNA polymerase II cis-regulatory region sequence-specific DNA binding
Source: RefSeq, a predicted model, not a curated record
AGAACGAUUUCAGUGAUGCGAAGAACAGAUGUGCUGAAGCAGAUCAGCGGACUUGCAUUGUUUGUUCUUUAGGCAGACGCAGACAGGAGGAAUUACGGCAACUGACAUAGUAAAGAUGGAGAUUGAGGAAGAACCCUGCACAAUACAAGAGGACGAACCCUUCAUAAUAAAAGAGGAAGAGACAGAGGAACUAAUAGAUGAGGAUGGAUAUACAUUCAGUUCACACACUGAGCCAACGUUCAGACAGAAAAUGUCAGGAUGUUUCUGCUGCCCCGAGUGUGGAAAGUGUUAUAAAUAUAAAGACAGUCUUAGCAGACACAUGAAAGUUCACACUGGAGAAGGCCUGUUCACGUGUAUUUCAUGUGGGAAGAGUUACACCGAGAAAGGAGCGCUGGAAUCGCACAUGAGAUUUCACACUGGGGAAAAACCGUUCGCCUGCACUCUGUGCGGACAGAGUUACACGCGUAAAACAGACCUCAAGAGGCACAUGAGGAUUCACAGUGGGGAAAGACCCUAUAAAUGCCCUCAGUGUGAACAGAGCUUCACGUCUAAAAACGUUCUCAAGGAUCAUCUGAGCCGUCACAUUGGAGUGAAGGCGUUCAGCUGCGAUCAGUGCGAGAAGACAUUCGUCACGGCGUCAAACUUAAGAAAACACCUUAAAGUUCACACCGGGGAAAAGCCUCAUCUGUGUACUUUGUGCAAAAAGAGUUUUUCACGGCCGGAACACUUACAAGUUCACUUGUAUAUCCACACCGGAGUGAAACCGCAUGUGUGUUCAGACUGCGGGAAGUGCUUUAAAACGCCCAGCAACUUAAAAUCCCACCAGAAGACGCACAGCGGAGAGAAACCGUUCAAGUGUUCGCACUGUGAGAAGAGUUUCACUUUCCCAGGAAACCUGAAAUAUCAUGAGAGAGUUCACACUGGGGAAAAGCCCUAUAAGUGCUCCACUUGUGGAAAGAGUUUCGGGUUUUUGGCCAACGUACGAGCUCAUGAGAAAAAACAGCUGUGCAAAAAAGCCGAGAGUUCAACUCCAAGUGAGCAAAGCACUUCAAAGGAAGGCGAAAGUUCUGAAAAGUCUGAAAAAUCUCCCUGAAGAGAGACGAGGUCUUUAUCAUGAAGCUGUCUCUGAAUAAAUAUGGAUGUAGUCUUUGUAUUUAGUUCAGUUUAACACACUGAUCGUUUACAUCAGGAUGUUGUAAAUCAUAUUAAAAUAAUUAAACUGCGUUUAGAAAAUGUUCAAAAUUACUUGUUUAGGACGUCUUGAAACAAUACUCUGAGGGAAAAAAAGAUGAAUAAAACAAUAAUAAUAAUCUUUUUGUUUGUGUUUGUGAAACUCUCUAAGCAAUUUACAUUUAUUCCUUGCCGAUUCUGUAGUUUUCUUAAAUGCCUAGUUCAUUUUAAUAGUUUGUUUUUAUAUACACUCAUCGGCCACUUUAUUAGGUAUACCUGUCUAACUGCUUGUUAACGCAAAUUUCUAAUCAGCCAAUCACAUGGCAGGAGCUCAAUGCAUUUAGGCAUGUAGACAUGGUCAAGACGAUCUGCUGCAGUUCAAAGCGAGCAUCAGAAUGGGGAAGAAAGGGGACUUAAGUGACGUGGCAUGGUUUUUGAUGCCAGACGGGCUGCUCUGAGUAUUUCAGAAACUGCUGAUCUACUGGGAUUUUCACG